Molecule: messenger RNA, 1503 nt
Organism: Macrosiphum euphorbiae (potato aphid)
Lineage: Eukaryota; Metazoa; Arthropoda; Insecta; Hemiptera; Aphididae
Source: the annotation of a GenBank genome assembly
AUGCAGUCGUUGACAGACAUUGCAAUAUUAACUAUUUUUUAUUAUAUUGAGGGCGCAUCCGGAGCCAGGGAUUCCGCGUGUCCCAGGAUAUGUCCGCAGGGAAGUUCCGAAGAACCGGUUUGCGGUUCGGACGGCAUAAUUUAUCCGAACGAGUGCGAACUGAAAAAGAAGACUUGCGGAAAAGGCAUAGCCGUGGCAGAAAGCUCAACGCAGUGUCUGCGGGCUUAUGGAUCGAAUUGUGAACAUCGUUGUGGCAAAGAACAGGACGCGGUAUGUGGUACCGAUGGCCGGACGUACCUAAACAGAUGUAUGAUGCAAGUGGAAAUAUGUAGGGUUGGCACGUCGAUGUCGCACUUGGGACCAUGUAACAACAUAUCAGCCCACAGGGAAAACUGUCCUGUAAACUGUGACCAGGCGCCUAUGGAUGGACCUAUUUGCGGAUCCGACGGAAACGUUUACAAGAACACUUGUCAGAUGAAACUGUUCACUUGCGGACAAGGGGUAGUGAGGACAUCCAAGAAACACUGUCAGACGACCAGACACUGCCGGGAAUCGUGUUGGCGAGUGUCAAAACCCACGUGUGGGUCGGAUGGCAACAUCUACAGCAACGCAUGCCGGAUGAAGUCCAAAAACUGCGGCAAGCACGUGUUUGAGGUUCCCAUGGCGUUCUGCCUAAGCCAAGAACGCAACCGGGUCGGUUCAUCGAACGCGUGUCCAGUGAAUUGCGACAAAGAAAAGGACCGUCUGACGUGCGGCUCCGAUGGAAACGUUUACCGUAGCGAGUGCGAGAUGAAAAUGCUCAACUGCGGACAACAGACCAAGAAGAAAGUGACUAAGGUAGAUUUGGAAAAGUGUAGAGCCAGGAUCAACAAGUGUAACAAGGGUCAGUGUCCAGAUGAUGCGGACCCGAUUUGUGGAAACGACGCUCAGAAUUAUAAAAAUCAAUGCCAAUUGGACCAGGCUACUUGUUUGAGAGGAAUACAAAUGGCACACUUGGGCAAGUGUUCAUCGCUGCUGUCCACUGAAAAGUGUCCACAGAGCUGUGAAAACGAACGCGAAGAACCGGUGUGCGCGUCCGACGGCAACGUUUACAGGUCGGAGUGCGAUUUGAAGAUGAACACAUGCGGGCAAAAAGUCGUGGCAGUUCCGCCGCACCACUGUCCCACGACGGCCCUGUGCCACCAACAAUGUGAUAAGACUAAAGAGUUCGUUUGCGGAUCUGACAACAAGCUGUACAGGAACGAAUGCGAAAUGAAACGCGAAAACUGUGGGAAACACGUGUACGUGGUGCCCAUGAAGAGGUGUCUGACCGGUUUCCAGUUCAAAGGAUGCCAGCGGGUGUGUCCGACUCUGUACGACCCGAUUUGCGGCACAGACCUGAAGACUUACAGCAACGACUGUUUCUUGGAAAUGGAGAACUGCCGGUCUCGGUCGUUGGUUAGCAAACAGUAUCACGGCGUUUGCGGGCAGCCCACCGAAGAGCCCAAAAACUAUUUGUACUGA